Molecule: messenger RNA, 4164 nt
Organism: Salvelinus fontinalis (brook trout)
Lineage: Eukaryota; Metazoa; Chordata; Actinopteri; Salmoniformes; Salmonidae
Product: ELL-associated factor 1-like
Exons: 6
Coding region: 185-994 (269 amino acids)
Biological process (GO): positive regulation of DNA-templated transcription; regulation of transcription elongation by RNA polymerase II
Cellular component (GO): super elongation complex
Molecular function (GO): transcription elongation factor activity
Source: RefSeq, a predicted model, not a curated record
GGUGACAUUUCAGCACUGGAACAAACAGGAAAAGGAGUGGUCAUGUGACGUAGGGAUUGUUUUUCAAAAUAGCUUAGCUAGCUGCAUAGCUAGCUGAAGUAUCUUAUAUACUACGUUAUUAUCAUUCAGUUUUAUAACGCAGCAUAAUUUAAAUAAAUGUGAAUAUUAAACUUCUAGCAUAGUCAUGAAUGGGAGUACAAAUCCGCUCUUGGACAAAGAAGAACAUGUUUUAAAGCUCGGAGAGAGCUUUGAGAAGAGGCCAAAAUCAUCAUUUCACACCAUCAGAUAUGAUUUCAAACCAGCUUCAAUUGACACAAGCUGCGAGGGAGAGUUGCAAGUCGGUAAAGGAGAGGAAGUCACCAUCACAUUACCUCACAUUCCAGUAAGAGGAUCUACACCACCCAUGACAGUAUUCAAAGGGAAUAAGCGGCCAUAUCAGAAAGACUGUGUUCUUAUCAUCAAUCAUGACACUGGGGAGUACAUGCUGGAGAAGUUGAGCAGCAGUAUCCAGGUCAAGAAAACCAGAGCGGAGGGCAGCAGUAAGAUCCAGGCCAGGAUUGAGCAACAGUCAGUGCGUGCCACUGCCACCCAGCCUCAAGCACAGUUCCGUGCCCCCACUAAGCCUGGUGCAGGGGCCAAGACCUCCCCCUCCCCUUCCAAGGACAACCCCUCCCCUGAGCCCCAGCUAGAUGACAUCAAGAGAGAGCUGCGAGCGGAGGUGGAUGUUAUUGAACAAAUGAGCAGCAGUAGCGGCAGCAGCUCAUCUGACUCUGCCAGUGGCUCUGGUAGUGGGGACGACAGCUCCAGCAGUGAUAGGGAGCAUGACGCCCCUCAUCCUCAACCUGUCCAACUCCCUCUCCCCCACAUCCAGCCCUCCCCCAACCCCAUGGUCAAUGGAGGAGCAGACAGGCAACAGGGCAGCAACCAGCUGAUGAACACGCUCAGGAAUGACCUCCAGUUGAGCGAGUCAGGCAGCGACAGUGAUGAUGACUGAACUGCCCCCAGUCUCUCUCCUGCCCUCUCUUUCUACCUCUCAUUAUUAUACCAUCUUGCUCUCCUCUUUCUUCUCUUUGCCUGGUUCCGUUGUUUUGUUGCUGUGGUAACCGACCCAACUGUAAAGUCUGAUUUUAUUGUAUUUUUUAAUGUCUCUGUGAAGCCGGUCAACCUGGAGAUUUAAUAGUGUAUUUUUGAUUAGCUGUAUAUUUUGUUUUGUAUUUUUUAAAUCCUUUUACAUAUGAAAACAUGCUAAAGAAUAUAUAUUAGAAUGCAUGUACAUAUUUUCUGUAGUUAGAGCUCCUAGUUGUAUCAACUUGUAUCACAAGUCUUUGUUAUUUUCUUGUUUCAUCACAAGGGGAGGGGCUUAUUUGGACUAUAUCACCCCCAUCUUCCCUAUUUAUCUGUAAAUCAAAAGAAAGCACUGAAAGCAUUUCACCCAUUCCAUGUUUUUAUCAGUAUCAUGACACUUUCAAAAUCAGUCUUUCAAGAGGCCAGGAUACAGCUCACAUCGAACUAAGCUACAGAUGAUACAAAAGGACAUGCUCAUAUUUUUUAUGUAAAAUCAGUUUCUAAAGUUUCAGUUUCUGUUCUGGUGAACAGGUAAAUAUCAGUAACAUGUAAAUGAGCCUGGGUCAAUCCUUUACAUGUCAAAGCACUUUAGUUUAAUUGUAAUAUCAACACUUUCAGCAGUUUCCACCGAAAAUAUUUUGCAUUGCUUUUAACAGCACCUUUCUGACCUAACCUUUAAAUGCAACUAACACCCAGUACUUAGAGUUCACCAUACCCUUUAUAGCUAAUAUUCUACUAUUUCCACAUCAAUCAUUUGACUUUCUGAUUCUGUCUCACUCAAUAGCUAGGUUUCCAUCCAAUUGGUGACAGAUUUUCAUGCGAAUAUUCUAAAAUCCGCAUUAAAACAAUGUGUGCACAUUACCACCAAAGAUGUUUCCAUCACAUUGACUUGUUGCGGAUAACAGUCUGUGCGUAAUGACGUGGUGCACGUAAAGACAACUUUUGCGAUUUAAUUAGCAUUAAAUACAAGUUAAAUGGGUUUCCGUCGCAUUGGCUGCUUUUUUUAAGAAGAAAUGUUGCGUUAUAUUGCGAAUCUCUGGUCUUUGCACGUGCGCUCUAGCCAACAGUUUGCAGGUAGGCUAGUCUACAUGAUGAGAUUAUUACGGAUAAGAGCGUGAUUAUUUGUAUUUGUCAAACGGCAGCCAAGGAUCGAUCAUCAUGUCACCAGAAUAAGACCCUCGAUAUUUAUUGGAAAGAAGCAUCAAGCUCAUCACCGUGCACUUUCACCACCCUGUGAAGUUUAUCAUCAUUUAUUUCAUAUAGCCUAAUAAACUGCAAUCUUUCCUGAGUCGUAGUGGGAGGACCACACAAUAUCACAUGACUCUAAAUGUACUUCUAUAUGACAGUUAUUACAUCAAUAUUUGCACAUAAAUGCGUUUCCACCGCGAUUUCUCGCAUAAUUCAUUUUACAGACACAAAAAGAUCCCACGUUGUCUAGCGUAUUUCAUUUGGAAAGUUUACCUACAAAUGUGCUGUUUCCAUCAAGCCUGUCGUGGCAUUUAAAAAAAAAUCUGCCAUGUACUUUACUCGCAUAAAAAGGUUGGAAACCUGGUUACUGGCCCAACCAUAUAUCACUGUCCAAAGUUCCCAACCAUAUAUCACUGGGCUAGUUUCAGACCAGUGUAGACAUUUUUAGAAGUACCAAAGAAGCUAAACAAGUACUUUUUAGAAUACAGACACUGAACAUCUAUUUUUAUUUAGAUAUAAGUCUAUUUUCAUGAGACUGUGUUACUCUUAAAAUGUAACAGCUGCUAUACAUUGACCACUUGUUUUUUCAUUAGUUCCAUAGAUUCAACAGAUUUGGAUUGAUAGCAGUCGCAUUGGAUCACAUCGUUUAAUUUAGCAACUGUUGUGACAGUGACCAAUAGCGCGCUAGAAUCUGCGCAGAUUAUUAUAGCAAUUUUGAAGAUCACCACAAACCUGCAGUGUUUGCAUGCUAUUUUGGAACAUGCACGCUUUCUAUUAUUAAAGAAGACAUUUAUAGUUACUGUAGGCUCAAAUUAAUAGGCUAUUUACUGUAUUGCAAAAGUGAUAUUGAAUUGUGUUUGGUUGUCAACACAACCAACUAUCAACAUUUGAAGGAGACGUGUCAUUUUUGCCACUGACUUAGUCUGGCUUUAAUUCCAGUUUGUCUACUUGAAUUUAUGUCAACCAAGAAUCAAAAUGAAAGAAUAUGACUAAAUCAAAGUUUGUGCAUUUAAAGUUAGAUGUGAUUUAGUCCUAUUCUUUAACUUAGAUUUUUGGUUGAGAUGGAGACAUGAAUUCAACACAUCAAUUAUUAAUUUGUAGACAAACUGGAAUUAAAGCCAGACUAAGUCAGUGGCACAGAUGAAACUAUCCAAUCAGAAGAUACUCUCCUUCAAAUUUUGAUGUUUGGUGACAAAUAUCAAAGCUUAGCAGGAAUGGGCUUGGUUAAAACCCUGGAUGGGAGACCAAAUGAGUAGCUGUAUAUAGAUCAACUCUCCAACAGAAGGUGCUGCUGAGCCUAUUGUUUUUUUCUUCUGAUAGUGGAUAUGUAGUUGAAGAUCUGACGUUGUUUCAAAGGUACAAAUUCAACAUAUUUUACACAAGGGUUGUCUUUGUUGAAAAGUGGUUACAACGAUGACAUAAUACUGUGGUUGAAAUUUCACCCUCAAAACAAUAGUUUUUUCAAAUCCAAUAUAUUUUCCACAUAGAUUCCAUGUUACAAUACAUUGACAAAUUUACGUUGAAACAACGUUGAUUCAACCAGUUUGUGCCCAGUGGGAUGUGUGUUCAUAAGGUGCUUAAAUGGUAUUUAACUGGUGCUGUUGUGUGUCUGGGACAUGGGUAUACAGUGAUGGAUAUACACAUGUAAUAUAAUGUUUUGUUUUCACAGCCAUUUGGAUCCAUGAACUUGAAUGGCUAAUGCUAUUUCCAAUUUGUGUCUCUCUGGCAUCCAGUGUUAUUUCUGACCCAUACUGUCCCAGUACAACCUCUCUUGCCACAUUUAUCAAAGUGGUUGACUUCUUGCUUCUAUCUCUAGUUUUAUGUGCUUUGAGGUUUAUUAACGUGUGCACAUGUAUUUAAAUUGGAAUUACCUUUUUAUCAGUCAACCAAAAUAAAGAAAGAAAACAGUCA